Naegleria lovaniensis is the source of this 1044-nucleotide messenger RNA. RefSeq lists its product as uncharacterized. The transcript has a single exon. The coding region runs from base 1 to 1044 and encodes 347 amino acids. Lineage: Eukaryota; Heterolobosea; Eutetramitea; Acrasida; Naegleriidae. The record is from RefSeq and is a predicted model, not a curated record.
AUGCAUUCGUUCAAUAUAAGACAGGCUUUGUUGGAUAUGGGCCCAUGUGCUGAAAAAGAUCCAGGAAUUACAAGCACCAUGGAAAAGAGACGGCCAUCGUUGAGGGAGAGAACCGUUGAGCCCACGUUUAGGAAUGAAGAACAAGUUGAAAUUCCUACUCAAUCGUCAGUAAUAGAGCAUCAGGCGCUGAAUACUGUCCAAGAACAAGAAACGUUAAGCAACCAUGCUAUACUGAAUGAUCAUCAUCACUACUCAUUCAGCAGACCUCAAUUGAUUCAAGACAUUGAAAGUUACUAUCAAACUCCUGUAGACUUAUCGUCCGUUAAUCAUGCUCGAGAUACCCUCAUCAACAACAAAUCAAACAAAUUCAAAGAAAGAGCAAUAGAAAGACAAAGGCAUAUCGAUAGCUUGCUGAAACAAUUCAUGAAUCCACUGCACGAGUUACAAAGCCAUCAAUCUCUCAAAUCAAUACUUCCGCUCGUAAUGUUCAGCAGAUUUCAAAGACUUCUGCUCCUCUUCAACAAACCCUUCAAGGCCAGUCAUACGCCAUUCGAUUUCAAAACUCUUAAUACCAAGAAAGAAAUUGAAAAACGAUCGUACCUAAUGUCUAGAUCAUUCAAUAGGUUGAAAGUGGAAGCAACUCCCUUGCUAAGGCAACAUGGUGAGAUUCUUAAAGAAAAUUCUGGAAACAGAUUUCAGCCUUCUUGUAAACAGCGUAGGAUUCUGUCGAAUCGAGGAGCGACACCACUAGCGUUAAAAACCUCGCAGCAGCUGGCUCCUAUUUUGUUUGAAUUGGAAAGGAAUAAUACCAACAGUAGAAGCUCAAACACACAGAUCAAUUCGGGGGUUGGAUUUGCAACAGUAGAAAGUGUUGUUUCAGUUCCAUCUUUCACAGAAAGACUUGUUGCUAAAGAUAACACACGCUUUGCUUUGCAAGAGUUUGAACUUGAUAAUAUCGCAUCUGAUGCCACAGUUAAAGUCGUUCGUCCAGGGUCAGAGGAGACUCGCUUCUCUCAAUGGAGAAGCUCUUUCAAAAAAGUAUGA